Gambusia affinis (western mosquitofish) is the source of this 1041-nucleotide messenger RNA. It is a transcript of the gene mis12, whose product is annotated as MIS12 kinetochore complex component. The record is from RefSeq and is a predicted model, not a curated record. Gene Ontology annotation, cellular component: nucleus; chromosome, centromeric region. The coding region runs from base 44 to 757 and encodes 237 amino acids. The transcript has 2 exons. Gene Ontology annotation, biological process: mitotic cell cycle; kinetochore assembly; protein localization to kinetochore. Lineage: Eukaryota; Metazoa; Chordata; Actinopteri; Cyprinodontiformes; Poeciliidae.
GAAGAAGAAGAAGAAGCAGAAGAAGAAGCGUCUCUAGUUCAAUAUGGCGCGGGAAACGGAGUCAGAUAUGAAAACUGUCGGGGCAGACGAGGAAGAAAGUGACCGCUUCUCUUCUUCGGCACUAAAACUCUACGAAACGCAGUUUUUCAACUUCACCCCUCAGACCUGCAUGGUUCGGAUAUACAGCUCCUUCCAUGAAAGCCUGUGCGACAUUUUAGCCUUGGUGGAGAAGGUGUGUGUCAGGGAGCUGGGGAAGAGCGGGACGGAUGUGCCCGAGGAGCUGCUCCGGUCCCGGGCCAGAGAGUGCACCCGCCAGCUGCAGCAGUUCCUGGAGAAACGCUUCAAGCAGCUGUCGGAGCGGAUGGAGGCGCUGCUAAUGAGCCGAUGUUUCACCAUACCACCGAAUGUCCUGCUGCCCGAGGACCAACCCCAUGAGAAAUACCCCCAGGAUGUACAGGAAGUGCUGAAGCUCGAGUCGUCCCUGGAAGACCUCCACAGAGCCUACGAGGCAGAGGUUUGUGCCAGACAAGCUCUGCUGGCCGAGCUGGAAGAGCAGAGGCAGGUGCAGCAGCAGCUGGAUGACAUCCUGGCCUGGGUCAGAGAGACACAGGCAGCCUGGGCGAAGGAAGGGAACGGAAACUUCCAGGAAAGCUUCCGCCUCGUCAUGCAGUCCGUAAAGAAACUGCAGAAGGCCAUCAAUGAGGUUCUGGUCCACAGCAAAAACACUGAGCUGAGAGCUGAGGUGCAAUGUAAAUAAUAAAAUGUCGAGGGGAUGUUUUUAAUGUUUAGAGAGUUAUACAUGUACACAAUAAAAUGACAGAAGCAGAAGCUCACUGAUUUCUGAGUCAAUUUUUUUUAACAAGAAAUGCCAUUGUUCUCCAGUAGGGGGCGCUGUGUCCAUGUAUUACUCAGCUUGGAGGAAUGCAUCUGUGUAAAAUAAAUGAACUUUCCCAGUUGACCCAGAAUGUUGCAGAAUAGUCAAUAUGUUGUAAUUACUUGGAUUUUGUAGUUAAAUAAAUGAAAUGACUGUCAGAAACUGGA